Molecule: messenger RNA, 3540 nt
Organism: Cryptosporidium muris RN66
Lineage: Eukaryota; Apicomplexa; Conoidasida; Eucoccidiorida; Cryptosporidiidae
Product: elongation factor Tu GTP binding domain-containing protein
Exons: 1
Coding region: 1-3540 (1179 amino acids)
Biological process (GO): cytosolic ribosome assembly
Cellular component (GO): cytosol; ribonucleoprotein complex
Molecular function (GO): ribosome binding; GTP binding; GTPase activity
Source: RefSeq, a predicted model, not a curated record
AUGGCUGAGAAAAUACGUAAUGUAUGUAUUAUAGCUCAUGUUGACCAUGGCAAGACAACUUUGGCAGAUUUUCUAUUAGCAAGUAACAAUAUAUUAUCAAGCCGUACAGCAGGUACAAUGCGUUAUCUAGAUUCUCGGGAAGAUGAACAAUAUCGUCUUAUUACAAUGAAAUCUUCAGCUAUAUCUUUAACUUAUAAUUAUAUUGAUCCUUUUUUAAAUGUUUCAGAUUUAUUAUAUACAAUAAAUUUGAUUGAUUCACCUGGUCAUGUUGAUUUUGCUCAUGAAGUAUCUUCUGCAUUAAGAUUAUGUGAUGGAGCUUUAAUAUUGGUAGAUGUAGUUGAGGGGUUAGGUGAUCAAACUAGAAAGGUUUUACAACAAGCAUAUAUUGAACGUGUUCAAAUGUUAUUAGUUUUAAAUAAGAUGGAUCGAUUAAUUUUAGAAUUGGGUCUUACUCCUAAAGAAGCUUAUAUCCACAUCUGCAAACUAAUUGAACAAAUCAAUGUUUUAAUGCAUCAAUUUUUGCAUGAAGAAAUCCAUCAAUCAAUUUUUAUAAAAAGUGGGAAUUUUAAAGAUGAAAAAGUAGCUGUAAACAAAUUGAAUCUUGAUUGUAAAAAUACUUCUGAUAUAUAUAAACCCAAUGUAGAAAUAAUACAAGAUAAUAAAUUAAAUAUUUUGGAUAAUUCUCCUGAAAUUUCCUCUGGUUCUAGUCAUUUGGUUCCUAUUGUAGAUGAUAGUGUAGAAAAAUCUGUUGAAUUUUCAUUUAGUAAUGGAAAUAUUUUAUUUACAUCUUGUUUACAUGGAUGGUGUUUAGAUAUAAAUGAUGGUAAUAUUCUGAAGAAUAUAGCUGAUAAAUUAAAGUUACCGUGGUAUUUAAAUACACGAGAGAAACUAAAAAAAGCUCUUACAGAGGGGUAUUAUUUUAACUUGAAAUCAAAAAGUGUAUCACAAAUACCAAAUCGUAAGGAUCAAUGUACAAUGUUGGAACAAUUUAUAUUAGAGCCAUUAUGGAGUAUUUAUAAUUCAGUUUGUAUUAGUUAUAAUAAAUCUAAAAUAUUAAAGAUAAUAGAAAUUUUAAAAAUCAAACAAACAAAUGAUUUAGAACAGCUUUUAUUUGAAUGUAACAAACAAAUAUCAAAAGAUUCAGAAUUAUUAAAGAUAUCCUCUCCUAAUUGUUCUUUUUCUGCUUUAUGCCGUUAUAUUCUAUCAAAUUGGUUACCUUUGGCUUCUGCAGUAUUUCAUAAGAUUGUAACAUCUCUACCCUCACCACUUGCAGCUGGUAAAAUUCGUCUACCACAUAUAUGUCCAAGUUUGUAUAAUUUGGAGAUUGGAGACUUACUAUCUAAUUUUAGGUUAUCAGUUGAAAAUUGUGUUGAAUUAGUUAAUCCUAAUUAUCCAGUAGUUGUUUAUAUUUCUAAAUUUGCAGCUGCAGAUAUUUCAGCAAAUAGAUUAACAGGAGAUAAACUCAGAGGAACUGAAAAGUUAAAUGGAUUUGUUGGAAUUUCCCGAAUUUUUGCAGGAACUUUAAAUAUUGGAGAUAAACUUUACAUAUGCAAAAAUAUUAAAGUAGAAUUAAACAAUAGAAGUUCUACAGAUCAAGACAAUUUACAAGUAACUGUAACUAAUAUAUAUACUUUAUUAGGUAAUGAUUUGAUUCCUAUUGAGACUGUAAAAGCAGGUAAUAUUUUUGGAUUAUGUUUAAAAUUCCCACAAUUGAAUAAUCAAGAUUAUAUAAGUAAGAAUAAUUUAAAUCAAGAACAUGAUAUCUAUACCUUGGGAGCUAUAUCAUGUCUUGAUCAAUCAUUAACCUUGUCUAAUUUACUUAAUAUGCCAUCAUUUUCUUCUUUAACAGAAACUUCCAAUGGAUCUUCAGCUAUUAUUAGGGUUUCUAUAGAACCUAGAAGAGUACAAGAUAUACCAUUGAUGGUAGAAGGAUUAAAGUUACUAUGUCGUUCAGAUACUUCUGUAGAAGUUGAUACUUUUGAAUCUGGAGAAUAUAUUAUAGGAUGUAGAGGAGAAGUCCAUUUAGAACGUUGUAUUUCUGAUUUACAACAAGUUUUUGCUAGAAUACCUUUAACAAUAUCUCCACCUUUGGUAAGCCUUCGAGAAGGUUUAACAGUUAGACCAAAAACUCAAAUCCCUAAGAAAAUACAAAAUAAAAUUCCUUUUCCCCCUUGGGUAGGACUAAAUCCAGAUCCUCAAGUUAUGCAUGAUUCAAGGAAUCCUGGUAUUAAUAAUGAUAACUAUACUCCUAAUUCAAAUUGUGAGACUAUAUAUGAUGAAUUGGAUGGUAAACAAAUUAUGAGAUUACCAAAUGAGAAUGUUAUAAUAUCUUUGAAUGCAGUUUCAAUGCCAAUACCAAUUAUAGAGUACAUAGAAGAACAUCGUUCUGUUAUUAAUAGCUUAAUUCAUUCCCAUUCAAAUCUUUACAAUUAUUCUUCAUCUAUGAAUCAUACAAUGGAUAUUCUUGAUGAAAUUGAUAGUCACUUAACUAAAAUGAUAAAUAAUUUAAUAGCAGAAAAGAGAUAUAAUAAAAGAGAAAAGUUACAAAAUAUAUCAAAGUAUAUUAUCUUAGGAAUAUGUACUCGCAAAGGAAGUUGUACUAUUCUAGUUACUUGUGAAACUCAGUUUGAUCUAUUGGGUUGGACAUUAAGAUGUACUUAUGAUUCCUCUUACUAUCCUAAGAAAAUAAGUAAUUUUACAGGAGAAUUAAAUUCUUUGUAUACAUUAGUUGAUAAUUAUAAAAGGAUUAUUAAUGGUAUUGUAACUGGUUGUGAAUUAGCCAGCUUGGCUGGCCCACUUUGUGAAGAGCCUAUAUAUGGUGUAACAUAUCUACUUGAGAAUCUGACUUUUAAUAAUAAUCAAUUUUUAGCAAAUAUAUCUAAUAAUUUAGAACUAUUUAAUAAUAUCAAAAGUGAUAAUAAUUUUGAAUUUAGAAUAGACAAGUUAGAUUUGUCGACAUUUGCAAAUUUAAAUAUUAAUAAUAUAUCAAAUCAACUGACUACUUUAACAAGGGAAUGUUGCAGGAGAGCAAUUUUACAGCGUGGACUAGUUAGAAUUUAUGAAGCCAUGCUUAAAUUGACAAUCUUAUCUGAACAAAGUGUUCUUGGAAAGGUUUAUAGUGCAUUAGGAAGGAGACGAGCUAAUAUAUAUAAGGAAGAGCUUAAAGAAGGAACAUCAACCUUUAAAAUUGAAGCACAAAUUCCAGUAGUUGAAUCUUUUGGUAUAGGUCAGGAGCUCAGAAAUAAAGCUAGUGGUCAUGUUUCUGUAAAUAUGGUAUUUUCACACUGGAAAAUGUUGGAUCAAGACCCUUUUCCUGAGGCUAGUUUAACACAAGAAGAUUUCGAAGAUGAGGGGUUUUCAAAAGUUAACAUGUUUCUAUCACAAAACAGUACAUUAGAUAUAGGAACUGAUUCAAAAAGCGAUUUUUCUACUUUCAAUGUUGCUAGAAAUAUUAUAAACUCUAUUCGCAAACGUAAGGGGCUUCCAACAGAACAUAAGGUUGUUGUUGCAGCUGAAAAGCAAAGAACACUUAAAAAGUAA